AUGGGGAGGCCGCCUUGCUGCGACAAGGUGGGCGUGAAGAAGGGGCCCUGGACGCCGGAGGAGGACCUCAUGCUCGUCUCCUACAUCCAAGAGAACGGUCCCGGGAACUGGCGCGCCGUGCCGACAAACACCGGGCUGAUGCGGUGCAGCAAGAGCUGCCGGCUUCGGUGGACCAACUACCUUCGGCCGGGGAUCAAGCGCGGAAACUUCACCGACCAGGAGGAGAAGCUCAUCGUCCACCUCCAGGCGCUUCUCGGCAACCGAUGGGCGGCGAUAGCGUCCUACUUGCCGGAGCGAACGGACAACGACAUCAAGAACUACUGGAACACGCACCUCAAGAAGAAGCUCAAGAAGAUGCAGGCCGAAGGUCAUGAGGGCGGCGCCUCCGAAGGUGGCGACGGCGGCAGUGUCGCAAAGGCGGCCGCCCCCAAGGGGCAGUGGGAGCGCCGUCUGCAGACGGACAUCCACACGGCGCGGCAGGCGCUGCGUGACGCGCUCUCGAUCGAGCCCUCUCCCUCCGCCGCAAAGGCGCUAGUGGUGCCGGCGUUGCCGACGCCACCUGGGUCGGUGACGACGUACGCCUCGAGCGCAGACAACAUCGCGCGGCUUCUGGAGGGGUGGAUGCGCCGCGGGGGCAGCAGCAAGGGACCGGAGGCGUCGGGGUCGACUACGUCCACGACGGCUACCACGCACCAGCAGCCACAGUGCUCCUGGGAUGCCGCGGCGUCCCCGUCGGCGAGCCACAGUGGCGGUGGCACGGUCGCGGCGCAGACGCCUGAGGGCUCGUCCCAGACGAGCAACCUGGCCAGCACUGGCGCCCCGCCAGCGUUCUCCAUGAUAGAGAGCUGGCUGCUCGACGACGGCAUGGGGCACGGCGAGGCGGGCCUCAUGGACGACGUGGUACCACUGGGGGACCCCAGUGAAUUCUUCUAA
Molecule: messenger RNA, 933 nt
Organism: Lolium rigidum
Lineage: Eukaryota; Viridiplantae; Streptophyta; Magnoliopsida; Poales; Poaceae
Product: myb-related protein 306-like
Exons: 3
Coding region: 1-933 (310 amino acids)
Biological process (GO): response to auxin
Source: RefSeq, a predicted model, not a curated record